AUGCCAGGCCUCCACGACCCUCUUGUGCAAUUGAAGAUAACCUCCGCGACCUGUAGUUUCUUUGCAUUUGCGACUACACUUUAUCGUCUAUUUAUACGACGCGACCGCUUAUGGGCCGAUGAUAUUUGUGUGCUUUUUGCUGGCCUAGCACUCGUUAUUCAAGUUGUCGCCGUGUUCCUUCAUCUCCCUAUCCCCAAUGAUCUACCUCAAUCAGCGCGCAUUUCAGCAUACUAUCUCAUGGCUAUGGCAUUUUACGCCGUUAUAUGGGGCUCAAGGCUGAGUAUCUUGUUCAGCAUCGUCCGAGUGGAUCCAUCGGAAGUGCGGCGGCGGCGUUUCGUCUAUGUAGCGAUCGCGUUUGGCAUCGCAUUCUUUGUCCUUAUGGCCCAGCUACUGUGGGUUUGUGAGCCCGAACCAUCGUGGAAGGACACUGCCAACCCUCAAUGCAAACUCACGCUUCAAGUCGCUAUUUUACAACUUGUCACCGAUAUUAUUGCUGAUUCAAUUCUGCUACUUUCUCCACUUCCAUUAUUCCGCAAUCUCUCUGACAAGCCAUUGCGUCGGAAAUUAACCCUCAUUUUUUCAACCUGUGUGGUUACUACUAUUAUCUCGCUUGUUCACGCAGUCCUAAUUCUCAAGAAUGGUGGCGUUAAGGUCGUCCUCUCUGCUCUUGUCGAGGAUACCCUCAGCCUGAUUGUGGCCAACAUUCCCGUCGUAGUCACCUCCCUCUUCAAUAUUACCGCCACCGCUUCUGACCGACCUAACCGCUCCACCUCUAUUCAAUUCAGCACAAUGCCCUGGAUCCAUGGUGUUAGCCACACACAGAACACAUUCACCACGAGCACAUUAUUCGACGAAACUCCUCUUGCACCAGUGAAUCUGCAGACGCAGUCGCGCUCUCGCAGGAGUAACGGCGACCCAAACGACUCUGGCAAAUUCAGCAAGUCCUGGACAGACGAAUCUGUUAAAGCGGGUUCUGACGGUGAUAUUGUGCUUCAUCCCGAAUCCGCGGACAACGUCGCGUCGCCCAUGAGCCUUUUACAUCAACCCCGCAUCGUCUCCUUUGUGAACGACAGUAUUUCGGAUACCACUCAUCACAGCAAAUGA
Molecule: messenger RNA, 1104 nt
Organism: Mycena indigotica
Lineage: Eukaryota; Fungi; Basidiomycota; Agaricomycetes; Agaricales; Mycenaceae
Exons: 9
Coding region: 1-1104 (367 amino acids)
Source: RefSeq, a predicted model, not a curated record